AUCACCUCCAUCUCACUGUCAAAAUGCUCCUUACCACUUUCCAUUUUCACAAAAAAGCCCUAACUGUUCUCCCAUCACUCUAACCUGUUACUCUACCAUUUUCAAUAUUAUUGCAGACCAAAAACCACUGUUUCUGUCCCUUUUUAAUUAUGGGAGAAACAAUUCACCCAGUCCCUUCAAACAUACAUUUUUAGUAAACAAAAAACCAUCAUAAAAGCGCCUUCAAAUAAUGUUUUCUAGGACUGAUCAAACAUAGGCCGGCUCUUCCUCAAAACUGUGAAUAAAGAAAGCCCUUCAUCAUCCUAGCCUUUCUUCUUCAAUUCCCCUAAGCUUUCAUUUUGCUGGGGUUAUGAAAGUAUGAAACCCUAGUUAUAUAUGAUGUUUUGUUUUGUUUUGUGUGUUUAAGAAUCAUAAGUGUGUUUAGGGGGAAAAAGAAAAAAAACCCAGAAAAAAAGACGAGAUUUUGAUGGAUUCAUUGAAACGAGAAGUGGAUUUAUCUAAAAAUAUGGCAAUCAACGCUCCCAUGGCGAAUACCACCACAAUGAUGAUGUCAUCGGCUUCGUCAUCGGCGGCGUCGUCGGCGGCGGCUAUCUCCCCGACCACGGCGGCGGCUACCCUAAGCCGGUACGAGAAUCAGAAGCGGCGCGACUGGAACACGUUCGGGCAGUACCUGCGGAACCACCGGCCGCCGCUCUCGCUGUCGCGCUGCAGCGGCGCGCACGUGCUGGAAUUCCUGCGCUACCUCGACCAGUUCGGAAAAACUAAGGUUCACACCCCGGUCUGUCCCUUUUUCGGCCACCCCAAUCCGCCGGCUCCCUGUCCUUGCCCGCUCCGCCAAGCCUGGGGCAGCCUGGACGCCCUCAUCGGCCGGCUCCGAGCCGCGUACGAGGAAAACGGAGGCAAGCCGGAAGCCAACCCCUUCGGCGCCCGAGCCGUCCGGCUUUACCUUCGUGAAGUCCGAGAUUCCCAAGCCAAAGCCCGCGGAAUCAGCUACGAGAAGAAGAAGCGAAAGAAGCCGCCAAGCCAGCCGCAAUCCUCCUCUCCAGCUGCGGCUUUGCCUCCAUCAGCCGCCGCCACUUAAACUCUCUUUUGGAUCGAUCUAUGAUAUGAUGAUUUGAAAAAAGGUUAAGUUACUACUACUUCAUAUGUAAGUUCCUAAACAAUUUCAAUUCCCAGAUUUUUAGCAGUAAUACCUGUAUGUAUGUAUGUACUAUAUAUGUGUAAUGUGUUGGUCCAAAAUUGAAGCUGUGAAUAGUGGCAGCUUGAGUUAGACUUGGAAUUUCAUGAUGAUGACUAUAUAAAUUGGAGUAUUUUGUUGUGUAUUCA
This is a messenger RNA of Ipomoea triloba (trilobed morning glory), 1326 nucleotides long. RefSeq names its product protein LIGHT-DEPENDENT SHORT HYPOCOTYLS 4-like. NCBI's taxonomy places the organism in Eukaryota, Viridiplantae, Streptophyta, Magnoliopsida, Solanales, Convolvulaceae. Bases 467 to 1081 code for a protein of 204 amino acids. The record is from RefSeq and is a predicted model, not a curated record. Gene Ontology annotation, cellular component: nucleus. Gene Ontology annotation, biological process: response to light stimulus; mRNA transcription. The transcript has a single exon.